GUCAUGUAUAUGCAUUUUUUGAUUACUCCUUUUUAUGUUCUGUAAUUGUAUAUAAUUGGUACACAUUCUUAUAAACUGUCAUAUUGUUAACACAACUGUCAUAAUUUUGUCCAAACUGUCAUUUAGUUUGUGCUACGUUCCUACCUGUAUAUGCAUUUUUUGAUUUCGCCUUUUUAUGUUCUGUCAUUCAAUGGUACACAUCCUUAUAAACUGUCAUAUUGUUAACAAAACUGUCAUUAUUUUGUCCGAAGUGUCUUUUUUCAUACUGAAAUAUUUCUUUUGGUGCAUUUUUUUAGGAACCUUUUUACCACAAUGGAUCCUAUUUUACUUGUUAUGGUCAAGGUUGACGGUUUUUGGGAUUCUAACAAUGUGUUCAACAAUGUCCACACAUGUGGCCUUCAUGUUAACUAUAAUGUUCAAUAUGCUUCUUUUAUUAACUCUUUGAGUGACAUCCUUUCUCAGUACAAAGCUAAUCAUAAUUUCAGGCUUUCUUAUAUGCGAGAUGGAUUUCCUCCUCCUGUUACUAUAAAUGAUCAAUCUACCUUAACAUUUUAUCUUUAUAUCAAGUCUCUUCAACCAGAUUUUUCAUUGUAUCCACUUUGUGUUGAGUUUUAUCCUGUUUCAUCUUCUCCUGCAUUUUCUAUUGAUGUUGGACCAUCUGCUUCUCCUUGGUCUGAAAAUGUUGUCAUUUCUUCACAACAACAUACCCCUUAUGAUGAGAAUGUUGUUGUUUCUUCUUCCCAUGCUUCACAACAACAUACCACUUAUGAGAAUGUUGUUGUUUCUUCUGCCCAACAACAUUCCUCCUCACCUACACUUUCUUUUGAUGAUGGCCCACCAUUUGGUCAAUAUGAAAAUGUUAUGCUAUCUGGGGUAAGUUGUGGCCAAUCCGAAGAUAUUGUUUCUUGUGGUAACACUGUGUCUGCAACUGUAGAAAAUGAAUCAUCUGAAGACAAUGAUGACAUGUCAGAUGAUAUGUCAGAUGGCCUUUUAACUAAAUCAUCUGACUCAUUCUCAUUUCUCCAAAAUUUUGAAAUCAUCACACAGUCCCAUCCUACUUGUCUUCUUCUCCAUGCUAUUUACAAAAAUAAAAAAGAACUUAUCCACCAUCUGAAGAUGUAUGCUAUCACAAACCACUUCCAAUACAGAACUAAGACAUCCAAGAAAAUAUGUUUGCAUGUUAUUUGCUUAGAUCCAAAAUGUUGUUGGAGUGUUCGAGCUGUAAAACUACAUGGCGUAACAAUGUUUCAAAUCAGAAGGUAACUUCAAUUUUCCUUCUUUAAUUCACUUCAUUGUAAAUUCCGGUUUAUAAGAAUGUCAUGUUGUGUUGCCAUUCUUAUACAGGACUGUCAACUUCAUAUUAUGUAUUUGUAUACUAAUGUCAUUUUUCUUUUCAGAUUCCGACCAGUUCACACAUGCUCUAUUGAUUACAGACAAGGCAAACAUAGACAGGCAUCUGCUAGUGUGAUAGCAAAUAUUAUUGCACACAAAUACCUUGAUGCUUCCAAUAAACCAUACCCCCCAAAGCAAAUUCGUGAGGACAUGAGUAUGCAGUAUGGAAUUUCCAUGUCUUACAACAAAGCUUGGAAAGCACAGAAGAAAGCAAUGCAGCUGCAAUUUGGUUCUGAUCUUGAAUCCUAUCAGCUUUUGCCUUCAAUGGCUUAUGUGCUUGAGAAAACAAAUCCCGGCUCUAUGUUUAAUCUAGUCACAGGGAAGGAUGAUGCAUUUUCUACCUUUUUUACGUCAUUCAAACCAUGGAUAGAAGCUUGGCCCUACUGCAGACCUGUUCUUAUAUUGGAUGGUUCUUUCAUGAAGGCUUACUAUAAAGGCACUCUCCUUACAGCUUGUUGCCAAGAUGCCAAUGAUCACAUAGUUCCUAUUGCAUUUGGUAUUUGUGGUUCUGAAACUAAAGCUUCUUGGAAAUGGUUCUUAUCCAAAGUUUGUCAAUCAAUAAAGUACAGACAUGACCUGUACGUAGUAUCUGAUAGGCAUAAAGGGCUUAUCAAGGCCGUUUCUGAACUCUUGCCACAUGCUAGCCACGGUUUUUGUGUUGCUCAUCUUGGUCGUAACAUAACAUCAAAAUUCAGAGGAUCUGCAGCUGGUUUGGGAUGGAAGUUCAAAGCUGCCUAUAUGGCAGCAACUAUGAAAGAAUAUGAUGACUACUUAUCCAUGUUGGAUUCUGAAGACCCCAGGAUAAGGACUUGGCUAGACAAAUUAGGUGCUAACACAUGGUCAAAAGUAAUGUCUGGCCCAAAGAGAUAUAAUAUUAUGACAUCAAAUUGUGCUGAGUCUAUGAACAAAGUCAAUGUCUGUGCUAGAGAGUAUUCUGUGUCUAAACUUGUUGAUUUCUUGCGUGAAAGGAUGCAGCAAUGGUUCACAGAGAGGAAAGAUAAAGCUGAGAAAACAAGUACUAUACUCACAAAGAAAUGUGAGAAAUGCCUGGUAGCUUUGCAAGCUGAAUCCACACGUAUGAAGGUUAAACCAUCAUGUGCAUAUGAAUUUGAAGUUGUUGACAGUAGAUGCAAGUCCUUUGUGGUAAACCUCAACUCUAGAAGUUGUACAUGCGGCCACUUUCAAUUAGAUCAAUUUGUGUGUGUUCAUGCUGUGGCUGCAAUCGGUAUACGCCCACACCUUUCAUGUUAUACGUACAUAUCUCCAUAUUACACAACAGAUGCUUGGCUUGCUACAUGGCCUGGUAUCAUGCAUCCUAUUGCUGAUCCUGACAGUUGGUCAAUUCCUGCUACUAUUCAAAACCAGAGAUGCAAGCCACCAAGUUGUUUGAAGCGUCCUCCUGGUCGCCCUAAGAAAUGCAGGAUUCCAUCCAUUGGAGAAUAUAGAGGUUCAAAACGUCAAAAAUGUUCUAGAUGCCAUGUGCUUGGGCAUAAUAAGAAAACUUGUAGAAAUCCAAUUCCAAUUAAUACCCAGUGAUGUAGAUUUGUCCACUCAUUUUAUGUUGUCUUCUGUUUUUUUUGUACUUUUA
This is a messenger RNA of Cuscuta europaea, 2980 nucleotides long. NCBI's taxonomy places the organism in Eukaryota, Viridiplantae, Streptophyta, Magnoliopsida, Solanales, Convolvulaceae. The record is from the annotation of a GenBank genome assembly.